AGCGAAAGAGUGAUUGAAAAUGGCAUGGAAAAUUGGAGGAAAUCAGUACGCAACACUGUCGAUGCUCUUCGCCAGCAGUUUGCUAUUGCUGAGUGCGGUCAAAGCCAUCGAUUCGGAUCUAGAGUGGGAUGACUUCGAGGACGUUGAUGUAGAGGAUGUGCAGCAGGAGGAUGUCGAUGAGAAGCCUACCUAUAAGAGCCCGGUGAUCGAUGCCAAGAAAUUCCACUUCGCGGACCACUUCGACGACAUGGAGGCAUCCACAAGGAGGUGGGUACUCUCGCAGGCCAAGAAGGACGACAUCGCCGAUGAGAUCUCCAAGUACGAUGGCAUCUGGAAUUGGGAGCCGCCGCAGCGCAUGGUUUGGGCAAACGAUCUGGGUCUGGUGCUCAAGUCGAAGGCCAAACAUGCGGCCAUAGCAGCCCACCUUCAUCAGCCGUUCGAUUUCAAGUCGGAGAAGCCACUGGUGGUGCAGUAUGAGAUUACGAUUCAGAAGGGUCAGGAGUGCGGCGGCUCGUAUCUAAAGCUUUUGUCCGCCGGAAAAGAGACGGAACAACUACAGACCUUCAAUGACAAGACACCCUAUACCAUUAUGUUUGGACCGGACAAGUGCGGCAAAGAUGUGACAAUUCACUUUAUAUUCAAGCACGUCAAUCCAAUUAAUGGCACCAUCACCGAGAAGCAUUGCAACAAGCCAAAUAAUAGUUUUGAAGAGCCAUUCAAGGAUAAGUUACCCCAUCUCUAUCAGCUGGUGGUUCGUCCAGAUAACAGCUUUGAAAUUCGCAUUGACCACAAGAUCAUCAAAGAGGGUUCCCUGCUAACCGAUUUCAAGCCACCAGUCAAUCCGCCGGCAGAGAUCGAUGACCCCAAUGACCAUAAGCCAGAUUCGUGGGAUGAGCGAGAGAAGAUCCCAGACCCCACUGUUCACAAGCCCGAGGAUUGGGACGAGAAUGAAACACUAAAGCUGCCAGAUGCCGACAUGAUUUUUGAUCCAACUGCCACGAAACCUGAAGAUUGGGAUGACGAAAUCGAUGGCGAGUGGCAGGCUCCAAUGGUAGACAACCCAGUGUGCAAGAAGGACCAAACCUGUGGCAUCAUCCGCAAUCCCAACUACAAGGGCAAGUGGAUUGCACCGAUGAUCGAUAACCCAAACUACCAGGGCAAGUGGGCACCCAGAAAGAUUGCCAAUCCAGACUUCUUUGAGGAUCUCAAGCCCUUUCAAAUGACGCCCAUCAGCGCUGUGGGUCUGGAGCUGUGGUCCAUGUCCAGUGAUAUUCUCUUCGACAACCUGAUCAUCACAGACGACGUGGAGGUGGCCCGUGACUUUGCGGCCAACAGCUUUGACAUCAAGCGUCGCUACAUCGAUCGUGAACGGGACUCAAUCGUGAAUAAGGUAGUCGAGCUAGUCAAGGACUAUCCCUCGAUUUGGGCCAUUGGCCUGGUGGCCAUUGUGGCGUUGGUUGCCCUCACUAAAUGCUGUAGAUUUGGUACCACUAAGAUUCAGGAAUCGGCUGCUGCCGAGUCCAAGAAGACCGACGAUCCUCAGCCCCAUGAGCCGAGGCCGUGGGGGAGUAGGAUGAGCAGAGCGAAGAAAUGGAAGUUGACGAUACCACCAAGAAGAGCAUAUAGCUGUCCGUUACCACCCAAAAAGAAAUUAGAUGACAACGAAUGGAAGUUCAAGGCGGCGAAGAAACAAAAGCACACACAGACUAAGGAAUCUAACACUGAGGAGUAAGCGGGCAUUCAUAACCAGAUUCGCCAGCGAUUGCAAAAAACGAACAACCAAAUUAACAAGCAAAUCAAUCUACACACACACUACCAGUUAAAAGCUACUUGCUAAAAGCGAUCUUUUCGCUGAUCGUAGCAUACUUUCCUGGGCUGCUAAUGAGAAUCCUUGUAAACGAUCAAGGAGCAGACCAACAUUCUAAUGAAACAACAACAUUGUUGUUGUUUUGCCAGCUUUCGCAGCUUUAGCUGACUUUAUCGUUUUGUCGACUACUUUAACAAAUUUACACGUGCAUUACUCAUACGCGCUGUUGGCAUGCUAUGUAUAUGUAGCUACGACUAAGACCUCUUCGCCACAUUUCUCCGGCUGUUUUAUGGCAAAUUCACCGGAUACGGGCACAAUAACAACAACAGCAAUACAACAAAAGGCCAAAACAAAGUUUAGUUAAUGAAUUAAAAGCAAAC
This is a messenger RNA of Drosophila melanogaster (fruit fly), 2187 nucleotides long. RefSeq lists its product as uncharacterized. NCBI's taxonomy places the organism in Eukaryota, Metazoa, Arthropoda, Insecta, Diptera, Drosophilidae. Gene Ontology annotation, cellular component: endoplasmic reticulum lumen; endoplasmic reticulum; endoplasmic reticulum membrane. The record is from RefSeq and is marked reviewed. Gene Ontology annotation, molecular function: calcium ion binding. The transcript has a single exon. The coding region runs from base 20 to 1732 and encodes 570 amino acids. Gene Ontology annotation, biological process: protein folding.